Candida dubliniensis CD36 is the source of this 828-nucleotide messenger RNA. RefSeq lists its product as uncharacterized. The coding region runs from base 1 to 828 and encodes 275 amino acids. The transcript has a single exon. Lineage: Eukaryota; Fungi; Ascomycota; Pichiomycetes; Serinales; Debaryomycetaceae. The record is from RefSeq and is a predicted model, not a curated record.
AUGGAACAAGAAUUAAUUCAAAUCAUAAAUUUAUUAACAUCAAAUGAACUACCGACAGUAAUAACUGGAUUGGAACAAACUCAUCAAUUGUUGAUGAGUUUAUUACCAUCGAUUAAACAAUAUCAAAACUUAUUAAUGAAUACCAAUAAUAAUAGUGCAUCAUUGAUGUAUAAUCAACGCCAUAUUAAACAAAAUCGAGAUUUACAACAAUUGAUACAAUUUCAAAUUUCACAAGAUAAUUUCCAAUAUAAUUUAAUACAAUAUUUAUUACCAAUUUAUGAUAAAUAUAAAUUAUCUUUAAAUGAUUAUCUAUUGAGUAAUCAAAUAAUUCAAGGUAUAUUAUUGAUUCAUCCCAAUUCCAAAAGAAUUUUCAAUAUUAAUCAGCAUAAUAUGAAAAUUAUUCUUGAUUUAUUAGAUGGCUGCAACAACAAAGAUACUACUAAUGAUAAUAUAAAAUUAUCCAUAUCAUUAAUAUCAACUUUGAUUCAUGUUUUAUUGAAAAAUUAUGAUAAUUACCGAAUAUUUGAAAAUUUAAAUGGUUGUAGUAUAUUAAUUAAACAUUUUAAAUUGAGUUCAUUUGAAAAUAUUAAUGAUCAAACCAACACAAACACAAACACUAACAGUAGUAAUAAUGAAGAUGAAGAAUUAAAUAAUAAUUUAAAUUUUAAAAUCAUUGAAUUUUUAAUGCUUUAUUUAUCAGAAGAAAUUGAUAAUACUAAUCCUAAUGGUGGGGGUAAAUCAAUUCAAGAAAAAUCUCAAUUUUUUAUUAAUGAUUUUCCAGAAAUUGAUUCAUUAAUUGAAAAUCUUAAUCAAUUAAACAAUUUAUAA